Molecule: messenger RNA, 1650 nt
Organism: Penicillium hordei
Lineage: Eukaryota; Fungi; Ascomycota; Eurotiomycetes; Eurotiales; Aspergillaceae
Exons: 1
Coding region: 1-1650 (549 amino acids)
Source: RefSeq, a predicted model, not a curated record
AUGACUACCGAGUCUGUCCCCCAUGCACCUCUUCACGGAAAGCAAACCCUUGCACUCUACUUGGCCUGGGUGAAGGCAUGGUGCUCGGUUCCAGAAGAUCCCCUGGUCAACCAACGGACAGCUGAUAUGACGCUUGAAGAUGUCUGUAACAUUUUCGGCGAAUCGGAUACGAAAUUUCCACCUCUUGCGACGCUUGAAAGUGCGGUAAUAGUGUUUCGUGAAGAAUUCGCACGAGGUAGAGUUACGCUAGGCGGCAAGCGGCCACCCUUGAGCAAUCAGAUUAACCUCCUAUCUGAGGAUUAUAAUCCGAAAACAUCCUGCGAAUGCAAUGGGAUCGGUCUCUCUUCUGCCCCCUCCAACAUCAGCUUUGAGACCCUUUCCCAAAAUUGCCGGUGCAAUGCGAUUAAAAAUAUGUUGGAGCUAGUCCGUCUUAUAGGUCGUGAGCAAGACCAAUGGAAUGGACAUGGGAUCCUCACCCAGGAAGGUCUAGAGAAUGCUGCGGUCGAGCUGGCGUUAUCAAACACCGAAUGGCAAAAGCCUACAGAGACUUGCCCAGGUCGUGAAACAUCUAUCCCGGAUGUACGUGCCCCCGAUCGCCGACCAAGUCCACAGUGCGAUACCGCGCCAGAUGCUCAUCAUGAGAUGUACCCAACGUUUGAGCGAGUUAAGCUCUGCACUGACGCCAAGUACUAUUACUCGAUCGCUUGUGGGGGAAGUCUUUGUGACGAGGGUAUAUCGAGAGCUCUCGCAGAUAUGGGAAAUGAUAUUUUGAUUGCCGAUUACUGCGAGGCUGCGAACGAAGAGACUAUAGCUCUGCUUCAAAAAACCGGGGCCGCAGCUGUGUCUUUUCUUCGACUGUGCAAUAUGGUUGGCUAUAUAGCAGACUGGCAGUUUGAACUUGUGGCUGCUAGCGUGUUACAUUUCCGAGCUACCGGUUAUUACCGAGACCACGCAAUGUCUCGACUACCGCGAGGCCUCUUUGGAUCUAGACAGACGGGAAACACUGUUCAUCGGCAUAUAGACCUUGGUUUUAUGGUAGGCAUAGUGUGCUCCUCCCUUGGAACUGGAGAGAAGCUUGAUAGACUUGUCUACUUCAACCUCGUCGAGGCCUGUGCCUUGCUCAACGAUCUCGUCGACUUCCGGAGCGAUACUACCAGAGGACAACGCGAAAAUGUUGUGUUGAGGAGUAUUCGCAAAUCCGUGUGUCAAAGCUUGAAUGAUCAAAUGCGCAAAUGCAUUGGAAAAGUACUGCUGAACGUGCAAAAUUGCAAAACAUCAGCACUGGUCGUUAUGGCUUUCUGCAACUGGUGUAUAAUGGCUUCUCACCAUAAAGUCUUCGAGUUGCUUCAAGGAGUGACGGUCAGCGCAAAAAGUCCACCUUGCAAAUACCAUGGUCUAGAAGCAUAUGACCAACUUCUUAAAGCUCUUGUUCCAUUUGGGACAUUAAGCGAACAUGGCCCUCGUCUUGACAUGACACGUGCAGAACUUGACAAACUGUAUUGUUUGUAUCGGGAGGACUCCGAAACUCAUAUUGCUUGGCUAGCCGACUGCACACGGCUUUUAUUGAAUCCUACUUAUUUUCGGCCGAUUGUUGAUCCUGUACAUUACGAGUGGGAAGGACCGGUUGGAGACUUGCUCUACUGCCCAUGA